Molecule: messenger RNA, 2652 nt
Organism: Dujonia railenensis
Lineage: Eukaryota; Fungi; Ascomycota; Pichiomycetes; Serinales; Debaryomycetaceae
Source: the annotation of a GenBank genome assembly
AUGUCAUUUGCAGACUCUUUCUGGUCCCAGGAGUACGAUAAGGGAUUCAAGGCGCUUUUCGAACAGCUUUACGAGGGAGUCUACGAAGACGAUGAUUUUGUCAACUUGUUCACAGCUAGAAUGGAACUGGAGUUACUUUAUGGAACACAAUUGGAAUCCAUUGAAUCCAAUCGAAAGUCCGCCACUAAACGUCAAUCCAAUGAUGACUAUGUAUCACUGAUCAAAAAUUCAUAUCAAAAGAUGAAUGAAAAUUUUCUGAAACAAGGUGAACUUCACGUCCAAAUAGCUGCAAGUAUAAAGCAGUUGGUUUUGGAUCCAUUUGCCAAUUGGUGCAAAGAUCACAAGCAACGGGUGGAGUACAGUGAAGACUUCUUAUUAGAGAAACAUAAGAGAUUCCGCAAUGCAAAGAACCAGUUGGAAAAGUUGCAGAAGAAGUAUUUUAACAAGUGUAGAAUGUUGGAGGAAUUCAAGAGUCAUUACACCGAAGAGGAAUUGGAGGAAGAAUUAGUCGAAGAGGCUGCUGCGGCAAAGGCAGCUCUCGCCACUGCUAAAUCAGCCACCCCAGAACCUACUUCUAGCACGGAUCCUGAUACUAGUGGUAAGAUUGAAGUUGAUGAAUCCGACACUUACGCAAUUGGCCAUCUAAAGUUCGACUCUAUCUCCAUUAAGGCUUUCCUUUCUUCCCUCUUAACCACCGUGCCUAUAAGCUCACAUAAGGUUGCCAUAUUGGGGACCUAUCAUAAUGUUUCCACUGGGAGCGGCAUCACCCAAUGGCUCUUAGACAAUUACAAAUCUGAAUUUAAUAUCGAAAAGGCAGAGGAUUUCGGCCAAGAUCUCAUAAACCAAGGGUUCAUCAGAUUAAUUGGUUCAAUGAAUAAAAAUUUCAUCAAUUCGUCUCAAUUUUAUUACCAAUGGAAACCCUUGGCCUUUGAUUUGGCUGGUGUAGCAAGCGGUCAAGGUACUGCCGAUAGUCUCAAACAGGAAGGAAGUGCUGGAUCUUCAGAAGGCGCCAAUGGACUCUCAAACUAUCUUGAAGAUAUGAAAUUAGCUAUUGGUGUUAAUACCGUGGAUUUCAAUGACCGUUCGCAGCUUUCUAAGUUGAUUAAAGAAGUAAACUUGCUCGAUUCCCAGUAUUUUCAAUCCACGCUUGAUCUUGACCAGCUCCGUUGUAAAUAUGAAGAGGAUAUCAUGGACCAUUUAGCGUUCAUGCAGAAGUGUGAACUUGACAGAAUGAAAGCAGUUAAGAAAGCCACUUUUGACUUUUUAGGAUGCUUUUCCAAUAAAGUUGUCAGCAUGAAACUGACAUGUGAUGAAUUAAUGAUCAUAGAAGAAACUAUUCAACCAAUGAACGAUUUAAAGUUUUUAAUUGAAAACUAUCAGACUGGUAAAUUCAAGCCUCAAGUAGUAUUAUAUGAUAAUUAUUACAACUCAAAUAUUAGACAAACUUUUGGAGUGGACUUGGCAACUAAGUCAAGAUUGGAUCGGAAGGUUGUGCCAAUAAUUUUACAGUGUUUGCUUUCAUAUUUAGAUAAGACCUAUCCUGAGUUGAGCAACGAUGAGGAAAGAGUAAAUUUAUGGACUAAGGCAGUUCAUUUAAAUCAGGUACAUCAAUUGAGAUUUAAGUUGAAUGAAUUGACAGACCCGCAACAAAUCAAUGCUAUUUUGAAUGGAAAUCCAGAGAAUGGAACUAAACCCGUUCAUCCGUUAGUAGUAACGAAUUUAUUUAAAUUGUACUUUAUGGAAUUACCUGAUUCAGUGGUGCCUCAUAAUGUUUACGAUUUAAUCAAAUCAUUAUAUUUGAAUUAUCCUUUUGGUAGCAGUGACAAUUCUAUUAACGAUUCAAGAAUCAACGGUCUUCAAAAUCUAUUGGUAGACUUACCAAAAUGUAAUAUUGCUACAUUGGAUGCAAUCUUGACUCAUUUGUCUAGAUUGAUACAGAUUAUUGGUACCAAAAAUCAAGGGCUUUCCAGAGAUUUGAAGAAUAAGCUUUCUAAAGAAUUUGGCUCAUUGAUCUUGAGACCAAAAUUAAAUGCAGACUUUCUGUCGUCAGACAGUUAUAUCCAUGACAAACAUCAAGUACAUUUCAUGAAUGAUCUUUUUGGAAAUAAGGAGGCGAUCUUUAAGGAAUUGAGAAGAAGAGCAUCUUCACGAGUCACUAGCAGUAGUAGUACGAACGGAGCAGCAUCAGUGUCAGCUGCAGCCGCGGCAUCACUUUCCGCAGCGGCAUCUGCAGCUAGUGGUCCUGCUGUUCCUCCUAAGAGAGCAGCAACUCUUUCCAAGAGCAGACUUGAAUCGAGACUACAGAACGUUGUGCACAAAAAAUUGGAUCCCAAGGAAUCGUCUGAAUCAAAAGGAACGAAAGACACUGAAUCUAAAGAGAAGAACGGAGACACCACUUCAUCAGCAUCAAAUUCAAAUUCUCUUAAAAGAUCUACCUCUCCACUCAAAAAGAAGAGCUCUAAUCUGCUCCUGAGACUGGGCCUGCCUUCUGUUGUUUCCUCAAAGCCAUCAAAGAAGGAUAUUGUGUUUGAGCAGGGCAAUAACUCAUCAAGUGACUCAUUGAAGGAAUUCGGACAACCAAAGUUUACCGGUUCCUUGGGUAGAAAAACAUCUGUGAAAGAUCUUGCAUCACAAUUUGAUUCUGAUUCAUGA